Messenger RNA from Plectropomus leopardus (leopard coralgrouper), 1271 nucleotides. NCBI's taxonomy places the organism in Eukaryota, Metazoa, Chordata, Actinopteri, Perciformes, Serranidae. The record is from RefSeq and is a predicted model, not a curated record.
UGAUCCAGAGGGCGAUGUGUGAGGCCUUCUCGGUGCCUCCGGGCUCGGAGUGUCGUCUGUGGAUGAAAAGUUCGGAUAACAGCUGCGACCGUCUCAGGAACAUCCACGUGAGCGUGCUGGACGCCUGUCUGAGCUCUGGGAUGACGGUGAUUAUGGAGACGAGAAAUGCCGACGGCACCUGGCCGAGCUCCAGACCUCAGAUCAUGAGGAACUCUGUGGAGGAGCAGGACUCGUAUCGAGGACAGCCGGGAGUCUGCGGCCUCACCAACCUGGGCAACACCUGCUUCAUGAACUCUGCUCUACAGUGUCUGAGUAACACGCCUCCUCUGACGGAGUACUUCCUGCAGAGCUCCUACCUGGAGGAGCUGAACUUCACCAACCCUCUGGGCAUGAAGGGCGAGAUCGCCGAGGCCUACGCUGACGUCAUCAAACAGAUGUGGUCCGGGAGGCAUUACUCUGUGGUGCCGCGCGUCUUCAAGACAAAGGUGGGUCACUUUGCAUCUCAGUUUCUUGGUUACCAGCAACACGACAGUCAGGAGCUGCUGUCCUUCCUGCUGGACGGACUGCAUGAAGACCUGAACAGAGUCAAAAACAAAGAGUACAUCGAACUACGAGACGCCGAGGGACGACCGGACCAGGAAGUGGCUGAGGAGGCGUGGCGUAACCACCGCCGGCGGAACGACUCUGUGAUCGUUGACACGUUUCACGGCCUCUUCAAGUCCACGCUCGUCUGUCCGGAGUGCCACAAGGUCUCUGUGACCUUUGACCCCUUCUGCUACCUGAGCGUCCCACUUCCUGUCAGCAAGGAGCGCGUCAUGGAGGUCUUCUUCGUCUCACUGGACCCGCACGCCAAACCUGCCCAGCAUCGUGUUGUGGUUCCUAAAGCCGGGAAAGUGUCCGACCUCUGCUCUGCUCUGUCAGAGAUGACCAACAUACCUCCUGCACAGAUGGUGGUAGCUGAUGUCUUUAACCAUCGUUUCUAUAAAAUCUACAAUGCUGAUGAAUCUCUGAGCUGCAUCCUGGACAGAGACGACAUUUUUGUGUACGAGCUGAGUGUGCUGGAGGAGCAGCAGGAGGAGCAGGUGCUGCUGGCGCUCUACCUGAGGGAGCGCUCCCACUACAGAGACUACGGCUCAGGCGGCAGCUCAUACGGCACGUCGCUGUUCGGACACCCGCUGCUGCUCAGCGUGCCGCGCAGCAGCUGCAGCCGGGAGGCGCUCUACAACCUGUUCCUGCAGAGGCUGGCGUACGCAACACACACACACACUCUC